Molecule: messenger RNA, 2305 nt
Organism: Pungitius pungitius (ninespine stickleback)
Lineage: Eukaryota; Metazoa; Chordata; Actinopteri; Perciformes; Gasterosteidae
Gene: ada2a
Product: adenosine deaminase 2a
Exons: 10
Coding region: 149-1669 (506 amino acids)
Biological process (GO): adenosine catabolic process; inosine biosynthetic process
Molecular function (GO): adenosine deaminase activity
Source: RefSeq, a predicted model, not a curated record
AGUUCGUCACCCCAAACAGGAAAAAAACACACACUAUCAAUCUCUGCAUUAUCGGACAAAGACUCCUACUACUACAUCGCUGCUCGUUGGCUUGUUUUUCUUUCUUUCGUGACACUGAGCUAAUAAACCCCGUAAACUCAGCGGGGCCAUGGUGUCAGUGUGGCUACAGCGCCCCCCUGCGGCCGCUGCCUGCCUGCUCCUGUGCUGCCUGGCCGGGGGCCUGGCCGCGCCGGACCCCCAGCAGAGAGAGGCCCUCAUACGGCGGGAGGCCUCCAUGCAGACCGGCGGCCGGCUGCAGUUGAGCGAUGCCGAGCAGCGGCUGGACGCUGCGUUGUUUCAGAUGAAGCAGAAGGAGAUGGGGAGGGCGGACUUUCCUCCCGCCAUGCACUUCUUCAAGGCCAGGCCCCUCAUCAGGACCAGUCCCGUCUUCGACCUGCUGCGGAAGAUGCCUAAAGGGGGAGCUCUCCACGUCCACGACUUCGCCAUGGUAGACGUGGAGUGGCUGGUGAAGAACGCCACCUAUCGCCCCCACUGCUACAUGUGCUCCACUGACAAACGCUCCGUCAGAUUCGUCUUCUCGUCCCGAUUGCCCGAAGCUCUGCCGCGGUGCUCUCCCUGGACCCUUCUGGAAAACCUCAGGGCCAAGAUGGUCAAUACCACGGAUCUUGACAACAGCAUCAUGGGCAACAUGACGCUCUUCACCAAUCAGGAUCCAGACAUGCUGUACCCCUCACAGGACGUGGUGUGGGAUAGGUUUGAGCAGGCCUUCGCCGCCUUGUGGGGCCUGGUCACCUACGCGCCUGUGUUCAGAGACUAUUAUUACCAGGGCCUCACCCAGUUCUACACGGACAACGUCAUGUACCUGGAACUGCGAGCUUUACUCCCGCAGACGUACGAGUUGGACGGCAGCACUCACGACACAGCCUGGACUCUGAAGACCUACCAGGAGGUCACCAGACAGUUCACGGCGGACCACCCGAGCUUCUUCGGAGCGAGGAUCAUCUUCACCAUCCAAAGGCGAGUAAAUGCAUCAGUGAUGGCCAGCGCUGUGGAGGAGGCCAUGAAGCUGCAGAGAGACUUCCCAGAUGUCAUGGCGGGCUUUGACCUGGUGGGCCGCGAGGACAAAGGCAGACCCCUGUGGUAUUUCAGAGAUGCCUUGUCACUGCCAGCAGAGAAAGGGGUGACGCUUCCUUUCUUCUUCCAUGCCGGAGAGACCAAUCUCCAGGGCACAGACGUGGACCAGAACUUGUUGGACGCUCUUUUGUUUAACACCUCCCGUAUUGGCCAUGGAUUUGCUCUGCUGCGACACCCACUGGCCAAGGAGCUGUCCCGAAAGAGAGGGGUGGCUCUGGAAGUGUGUCCCAUCUCCAACCAGGUGCUGAAGCUGGUCAGCGACAUGCGAAACCACCCGGCAGCUGCACUGAUGUCAGAAAACCACCCGCUGGUCAUCAGUUCUGACGACCCCGCCAUGUUCGGUGCCUCUGGACUCUCUUAUGACUUCUAUGAAGCGUUUGUGGGCUUUGGUGGGAUGACGUCACACUUAGGCUCCCUCAAAGAGCUGGCUAUGAACUCUAUCAGGUACAGUUCUCUGACUACAAAGCAACAGGAGAUAGCCGUGGCUCUGUGGCAAAGAAGAUGGGAUGAGUUUGUCUCCGAAAAUGCUUUUUAAAAAUAAUGUUUUGCCUUUAUGCCUUUUUUGAGAAACCUUGAAGCACAGGUACAUUUUCAUUGAUAAUAAGCAGAAUGUGGAAAACAGGGAUCCACAGGAUAGCAGUAUGUAGUAGCAACUAAUAUAAGACAACAAAGCUGUUGUGGGGGGAAAAAGCGCUGGGAUAAAUAAGGAAAAAGUGAUUUUUGAUGUUAAUUAUAACAUGAUUAUUUGCCAUAUCUGCUUUGAAAGAAGCCCAUUCCUCAUUCCAACAGCGCGGAGGUUGGCUCACGCUUGACAUAGGAUAAAUAAACCAGGCAGUGUGAGACACAUCUGACCUGUGUACAAUUUAGGGGGGAUUACUUGAAUGACGCAUGUGAGCAGUUGUAUUACAGGUUGAACGCAAUUUCAUUUUACAAAGCUUAUUUAACAGAAGAUUACAGCCACAAUUAACUAUUUUCUGCCAAAUAUGUGUUCUUUUUUGCACAGAUAGAACUUUAUUUUCAUUGUGCUAUCAAGAUGGUUGUCCGUUUGUUUGUGUCUAAUGUAACAUUCUGCUUUACUUGAACAUGAUUUUUUUUUUAUUUAAUUUUUUGAUAAAGCACAGGCAGUCACAAAAAAGUAUUUUGUGGCACUGGAGCAUGAACAUCUUUUUUC